Eleginops maclovinus (Patagonian blennie) is the source of this 1275-nucleotide messenger RNA. RefSeq names its product junctional sarcoplasmic reticulum protein 1. Lineage: Eukaryota; Metazoa; Chordata; Actinopteri; Perciformes; Eleginopidae. The record is from RefSeq and is a predicted model, not a curated record. Bases 291 to 932 code for a protein of 213 amino acids. The transcript is spliced from 7 exons.
CUCUGACUGACACUCAAUUCUUUUUUUGUUUUUUCAUUCCCAGGCACCUGUGCUCAGCUGUCAGACAGUUCAGAGUGUGACUCUGCUGCCAUUUCUGCCGGGGAACAACAGGCUCUGUGACAAAGGCUCCCUGAAGCUGCCCGGAGGGACACCAAAUGUAGAUGCAGGCGAGGGAUGGAAGAAAGCUAUGAGACAUUUGAAGAGGAGUUAGGGCCAUCAACAGCAGAUCCUCCUCCACAGAAGCCUGUUCGACAGAUCCGCAGACCAGGUGGCCAGGCACACGCACAUAAAUGUACGCUCCGAGGAAAAUCAGAGAGGAUAUGGCUCCAUUUCCACAAAAACCAAGAUCAGAACCCAAGAUAUUACCGAGGGAACCCAGCAUCCCCAGAACAACAUCCUUGCACAAACCCUUGUCCGGCCCAAACUUGACACAUAUUGAAACCCCCUGGGAAAACGUCACCCUCAACCGCUGUCUGUUUGUGGUCAUUUCCAUCCUGGUGCUCACCUCCGGCUUUCAGAGGCUUCAUGAAACUCUGCGCGGUCAGAGGACGGUAGAGGAAGAAGUUGGAGUGAAAGUGAGACGGUCAGGCUCAUUACGACAUAGAGGACAGCCACCCGAACCCGAGACAACUCUUUGGGAAGUCAUGUUUUGGUGGCUGCCAGACCUUGAUGAUGACGAGGAUGAGGAGGAAGAUGAUGACGAUGAUGGACAGCUCAAAAGAGUAAAGUCAAAGAGAGGAGCAUCAGGUUUUAGAAACAAGCCACUGCCAGACAAAACACUCAUGAAGCCAAAAGAAGGGAAAUUAAAGGACAAGAGAGCUAAGAAAGCCAGGAAUGAAGAAAUCAAAGACAAGAAGACAAUAGAUAAAAAGGAGGAACCUGCGAAAACAGCAGAUGAGGAAGAUGAAGAGGAAGAAAAUGGCAAAGCCUGAGAAGACUAAAAAGCUGCAGGAAAAGAAAGACAGGAAAAAGACUCAAAAGGGAUCAGUUCAAUCUUUCUACAGUUCCAAUUGUGUCUUGUCAAAUAAUUAUUUUCUUCUACUCAGACUCAAAAGUAAGGCUUCUAGAUAAAUGACUUCAAUGUCAGUGUGUUGGAUUUUGGUUGCUCUGCUAUACAUGUGAUUUAGUGCAAUGAAGCUUUGAGAUUAUUUAGAAUUCUGACUGCUUUAUUUCAAAUCUUUGAUCCUUUGGAUGCCUUUAUAUUUACAUCUUUAUGAAAUAGCUUAUCAAUCACACCAGCUCAGUUUACUGUCAAUAAAGGAAAAAAACUGUUUA